AUAAAGUCUGUCGCUCAUUCAUUCCACCACACCGUGUCUCUGCGCUAAACCCCAAUACAUCAACGUCACCGACUCGUGGCCACCCGCUUGUGACUUGACCUUCGCAACUUAUCGCAAGAGCCAGCCUAUGUGCUUGUGCUCUUCCAGAGUCCUUCGUAUUUCAUCUCCCAGACUCUCUCCUCAUUUGCGUUUUUCUACGUCCUUUUCUCCUUCGUGGAAUCGUGGCUAUCCUCGUCAUCCCCCCAGAUUGCGACAGUGGACACCGGCCAUGGUCGAAAAGUCGAGCACCACUUCCCCCAUAGACGGUCGAUCCAGCCACUCCAGCCACUCCAGCCAGAGGCUUGUGCCAGGCAAGGCCAGCACCGCUACUAUCGCCGGACUUGCUCUCUCAGCACUCAUCUAUCUGGGCCCCCUUUCGUCGGGCGGUGUGCAUGUGCAUCGCCAUCGGCCUACACUCAUCCGCCACGGCCCUCUUAGCCGUAGCCCAACCGGUUCUGACUGGAAUUGGACAAAUAUCAAACCGAGUCGGACACUAGAAUGGCAUCCCUGCUUCGAUGAUGGACGAUACGAUUGCGCCCGUCUAGAUCUCCCCAUAGAUUGGCAGGACCCGGGUGACCAACGCCGCGUUGUGCUGGCAAUUGCUCGCAUUCGAGCCACGGACACGAAGGACUACCAGGGCCCUGUCAUUUUCAACCCCGGGGGGCCCGGUGGCUCUGGAGUAUGGUCACUACGGCAUCAUGGCAAGUAUCUGCAAGAGGUUGUGGGUAAAAAUCAUGUCAGUGCCCCCUCAGUUCCUGACCCUGCACUGCUUGUUGUCUCAAGUGAGACCCUGUCCAGGCUGUCCAGCUAUGCAAAUUUACCUUUUACCUCUUGCUCAACCCAACAGGACAUCAUCAGCUUUGACCCUCGAGGUGUCGGCGCAUCCAUCCCAAGAAUACAAUGCUGGGAGUCCCCUGACGAGGCAAAAGCCUGGGCUCUCCAAGACCCGGGAAUCGUUGACUCUCAUUCCGGCAUCAUCUCCGACAUGUUCGCCCGCGGCAUCGCCUACGGCCAGACCUGCGAGCGCGCCAUGGCCUCCUCCAGCAUUCUCGAACACUCAGGCACCGCCUCAACCGCCCGCGACCUGCUCGAGAUUGUCAACCAGGGAUCCCACCCCCACCUCAAGUACUGGGGCUUCAGCUACGGUACCGUCAUCGGCGGCGUCUUUGCCGCCAUGUAUCCCGACCGCGUCGAGCGUCUCGUAAGCGACGGCAACGUCGACUACCAAGAGUGGUUCCUCUUCACCCACCGCAACUUCCUCCACGACACCGACAAGGUCAUGGACUCCUUUUACGCCCUCUGCUCCGCCGCGGGACCUGACCGGUGCGCCUUCCAUGCCGCGACCUCUGAUGCUGUCCAGUCCCGUCUCACAGCGCUCUACGAGGCCCUGAAACUGCGCCCUGUCAUCAUCGUACCAUCGGAUAGUGACCGCCGCGGCCCAGUGCUUCCCGCGAUCGUGACCUAUUCGAAAGUCAGGCGACUCGUCGUGACCUCGCUCUACCAGCCUCUUCUCCAGUUUGAGAAGGUGGCGGCGAUUCUUGCUGCUCUCGAGGCCGGCGAUGGACGGCCAUUCUACGAGCAUGACCACCAUCCCAACCGCCCGGAAACGCCGCAACUUACAUGCCCGUCACACGCUGCAUCGCCCUUCGAACCGCUGCCAGACAUCCUAGAGGGUACGCACGACGCCUUCCCCGGGAUCAUGUGUGCUGACCAACCCCCGCGCGGUAACGUGACGCUCGAAGACGUGAUGCUGGAGGUGGAGAGGUUUGGCGAGAUGAGUUCUGCUUCCGGCGCCGUCGACGCCAUGUACGCCGUUGCCUGUCUCGGUCGCAGCAUCCGCCCCAAGUGGCGUUUCAACGGCCCAUUCCAGGGGCAAACACGCCACCCCAUUCUCUAUGUGGCUAACACGGCGGAUAAUAUCACCCCCUUGAUCAGCGCUCGAAACAACUCGGCCGGGUUCCCCAGAUCUACAGUUUUGGUGCAGAACUCCUACGGGCAUACCUCCCUUUCGGCGCCGUCAGAUUGUACAAACGGGUAUAUCAGGGCCUAUUUCCAAAACGGCACGCUGCCCAGCCCAGAUACUGAAUGUGAAGGGCCGCUGCCUUUUGGGUUAGCGGGGGAUGCGAAUCUCGAGACAUACCACUUUCCUGUGCAUAUGCCGCGGUUCUAGGUCCAGACUCCAGUCGCAGUAGCAGCACGCACUACCGCAGCGCUCCCACCAAAUGAACCGGAC
Sodiomyces alkalinus F11 is the source of this 2272-nucleotide messenger RNA. RefSeq lists its product as hypothetical. The transcript is spliced from 7 exons. Bases 128 to 2209 code for a protein of 693 amino acids. Lineage: Eukaryota; Fungi; Ascomycota; Sordariomycetes; Glomerellales; Plectosphaerellaceae. The record is from RefSeq and is a predicted model, not a curated record.